CAUAGUGUUUGUCUCCUAACAUGUGUACAUGUUCUUAUUGCAAAUGUUAUCAAACAAAUAUAAGUUACAAACAACAAACAAAAAAGAUUAUGUUAUGCCCAACAAACCCUGCAUUCUGUACAUUCUUCAGCGCAUCAUCUUCAAAACAACAGUUGCAUGAAAAGAAACGCUAAUAUAAACAGACACAGUGGUUCUCUCUCUCGCUUCACCCCUUUCCUCACGCUUCAACAUUUCUUUUUACUAACCAUUAGACGGAAAAUACUUGCACCGAGCAAGAGCGGACGCAGCACAGACGCCAUGUCAUGUGGAUUUUUGUUAAAAAUAUAUUCGCGGCCACACAAACUAGUGGGCACGGUUUGCCGUACGAAGCGGCAGUUGCGUUAGAAGCACCUCCACGUUCUAAGAAAGUCACAGAAAAAAAAGAAAAAGUAACAAGGGAAGAAAUUGUGUUGGAAGAUGUGACACACUGUUAUACUGUGACAUACUGUUCGUGCACAAAUGGAUAAAAUUGUCAUUAAAAAAAGGGGAAAGAAAAGUUGUAUUUAAAACAAAAUACAGCUUUACACUCAGCUUGGUGUGGAGAAUAAGUAGAAAGAAAUAAAAAAAUAAAUAAGAAAAUUAAAACCCACUAUAAGAAGAAUGUCUUCCCUUACGAUCAAGUGUCCCACAGUGCCGCCGUGACACAGUCACCAUCGUGCACCAUACCCCAAUUCGGCGGGGAUGCGUAAUGUUACGUCGGGCAGACGACGGCCGCAAAACACCGCGCAACAGUUUUUCGACAUCAAACGUACGCACGUCGCAAUUGGUUUCGGACGUUGCCGGUCGUUCGGUGUGAUGUACCCGUUGAUUAGGCGAACUUUUUACCUUUUGCUAUAAUUUGCUAUAAUUUGUUUUAUUUUUAAAAAAGUAGUGCAAAUACAAUUGUGACAUUGAUUUAAAUUUCAUUCAUCCAACGGUGACGGUGAGAUUCGGAAUGCAAACAGAAAGAAAAGAAAACAUCACUUCGUAGUGACGGCUCGUGUUUUACAUCAUACAGAAGAGUGAGGGAAAACAAGCAAAACAAAAAACAAAGUGUGACGUAGUGUGAAGCAUUAAUUAUAUACAUUUGUCAACCAUCAAUCUGUCAAGCCUUGUGACGGCUCGAGAAACAGCAACAAUACUCUUCAAUAAAAUUCGCACUCAACGCAUCAAACAGGCGCAAUGGUAAUCCCCAAAUUUCGUUGGAAAACUUCACUCCGAAAGACUGGUGUAUGGUUACCCAUCGGUCUACUAUUGCCGCUUCUUGCCAUACACCAAGCAACUGUCGCGGCUUACCAUAGUGAUCUUGAUGAAACGGUGGAGCACAUUAAAAUUGGUGGAUUGUUUGAUGGUGCCACCGAAGAUGCGGAGCUCGCAUUCCAGUACGCGGUCGAGGCGGUCAACAACGAGAAGUUGUCGUACUCCAACUAUCAGCUAGAGGCACAGGCAGUGCAGGUCAAAUAUGGCGACCAGUUCGAUGUGUCAAAGAAGCUCUGCGGCUUGCUAAAGACCGGUGUGGCCGGUAUCUUUGGACCAUCCUCGCCAAAAUCGGCCCUGCACGUGCAAAGUGUGUGCGACGAGAAGGAGAUGCCACACAUCGAGACGCGCUGGGACGCAUACACGAAGCAGCCGACGCUGAACCUUCACCCUCAUCCACACAUCAUGGGUCGUGUGUUGCUCGAUCUGGUGGUAGCGUUCGAGUGGAAGUCUUUCACCAUUUUGUACGAAUCCGGCCCAUGGUUGCCGAGUAUUGCCGACCUGCUGAAGAUGUACGACCCGAAAGGUUACACGGUGACCGUGCGUCAGCUAGACCUACGGUUGAACGGUAACUACCGUGCAGUGCUACGGCGCGUUAAGCUAUCCGAGGACAAGCGCAUCAUACUUGCCUGUUCGAUAGAUUCGAUGCCCGAGGUGUUGAAGCAGGCUCAACAGGUAGGUCUCCUGACGGAUCACCAUCAAAUCAUCAUCACCUCGCUGGAUCUGCAUACGAUCGAUCUCGAACCGUACCAGUACAGCGGUACCAACAUCACCGGCGUACGUUUGAUCGAUCCGGAGGAGGAUAAAAUUAAGCAGGUGGCCGACUUCCUGAAUGCGUCACAGAUUGCCAAAACGCUCGAACUGCAGGAUGGACUGAAUCCGGCAAAAAUGCGAGUCGAGACGGCACUUAUGUACGAUGCGGUGUUGCUGUUUGCGGAAGCACUGAAGCAUCUGAUCGGAACCGAACCGGCGCAUCUGCUCGAACCGAUCGCGCUCAAGUGUGACGAACCGACGACUUGGAAGAAUGGUUACAGUGUCAUUAACUACAUGAAGAGUUCCACCAUCCACGGGUUGACGCGCAGCAUCAAGUUUGACCAUCAGGGGCAUCGGUCCGACUUUCUGCUGGACAUCAUCGAACUCGGACCGGCAGGGCUCGAGAAGGUCGGAGUCUGGAACUCUACCGAGGGACUUAAUUUUACCCGCAAAAAGGAACAAACGUUACUCGCGUUUGAUGAUGGGACACUACAAAACCGUACCUUUAGCGUACUGACAGCAAUCUCACCACCUUACGGUAUGCUGAAGGACUCACCGGUGAAGCUGACUGGUAAUGAACGCUUCGAAGGUUUCGGUAUCGAUCUCAUCCACGAGCUGUCACUGAUGCUUGGCUUCAACUACACCUUCAUACUGCAGGAGGAUGGCGUGUACGGUUCCCUCAACAGAGACACCAAGAAAUGGAACGGUAUGGUACUUGAACUGCUCGAAUGGCGCGCUGAUCUAGCUAUUACUGAUCUCACCAUUACGUCCGAUCGCGAAAGUGCCGUUGACUUCACGAUGCCCUUCAUGAACCUGGGUAUUUCGAUCUUGUUCCGGAAGCCCACCAAGGAACCACCAUCGCUGUUCUCCUUCAUGUCACCGUUUUCCAAACAGGUGUGGAUGUAUCUCGGCGGUGCCUAUAUGAUGGUGUCUAUGUCACUAUUCAUUCUCGGCCGUAUCUCACCCAAGGAGUGGGACAAUCCCUACCCAUGCAUCGAAGAACCGGAGGAACUGGAGAACCAGUUUAGCUUCAGUAACUCGAUGUGGUUCACGAUCGGUGCACUCCUCCAACAGGGUUCCGAAAUCGCACCCAAAGCUCCAGCAACGCGUGCUGUCGCCUCGAUUUGGUGGUUCUUUACCCUGAUUAUGGUAUCGUCAUACACGGCGAAUCUGGCCGCCUUCUUAACCGUGGAGCAGGUCGUUUCCCCAAUCAGUAACGCAGAAGACUUAGCCGCAGCCGGUGGCACGAUAAAGUACGGUGCGAAGCGAGACGGUAGCACGAUCAGCUUCUUCAAGGAUGCGGAGUACGGUACGUACGCGAAGAUGUACCAGUACAUGAUGGCCAACCAGGAGUUGCUUACCUCGUCCAAUCCGGAGGGUUUGCAGCGCGUCAAGACGGAAAACUAUGCCUUCCUGAUGGAGUCCACCUCGAUCGAGUACCUUGUGGAGCGCAAUUGUGACGUUACGCAGAUCGGUGGACUGCUCGAUGAUAAGGGUUACGGGAUUGCAAUGCGCAAGAAUUCCCCUUAUCGUAGUGCACUCAGUGAGGCGGUGUUACGUCUUCAGGAGCAAGGUGUUUUAACCUCACUCAAGCGUAAAUGGUGGAAGGAGAAGCGUGGUGGUGGUGCCUGUUCGAACACGAUGGAGGAAGGUGGUGCACUUGCACUCGAGCUCGCAAACGUCGGCGGUGUCUUCGUGCUGCUGAUCGUGGGCUGUGUCGCGGCACUGUUCGUAAGCUUCUGCGAGAUGCUCUGCGAUGUGCAUAGUCGCUCGCGCACGCUGAAGGUACCGUUCCGAGAGGAACUGAUGGCUGAACUGCGGUUUGUGGCCAAGUGCCACGGUAACACCAAACCCGUCCGGCACGGUAAAAGCUCUUCCGCUUCGGGGGAAAACUCACCCGAAUCGGGUAUGGAAUCGGCGGAUCAAUCGGCCAACUCCAGCAAACAUGACAUUUCCGGUGGUCGUAACGGUGUGGAGGACGCACCCGUCCAGCAUCCCGCACAGCGGAAACAAAAUGGUGGAAAAUCGGCACUGAACGGAAACACCCGGAAGGGUAUGCUUGAUGACUAAUAGAGAUCUGUAUGACAUACAAUAUAUAUUUUUUUAACAUAAUUAAAACCACAUUACUAUACACAUUGAUGGUUGAAAACAAAAACGAAAAUGACAUAAUAAAUAUAGAUAAAUUAAUAA
Molecule: messenger RNA, 4218 nt
Organism: Anopheles funestus (African malaria mosquito)
Lineage: Eukaryota; Metazoa; Arthropoda; Insecta; Diptera; Culicidae
Product: glutamate receptor ionotropic, kainate 2-like
Exons: 9
Coding region: 1201-4098 (965 amino acids)
Biological process (GO): synaptic transmission, glutamatergic; monoatomic ion transport; modulation of chemical synaptic transmission
Cellular component (GO): postsynaptic membrane; plasma membrane
Molecular function (GO): glutamate-gated receptor activity; transmitter-gated monoatomic ion channel activity involved in regulation of postsynaptic membrane potential
Source: RefSeq, a predicted model, not a curated record